UUUGAUGCUGAUUAUCCUCAACUUGUUGCUGCAGCCGCCAAGGAGCGCGAGAAGGCGCAGAAGGCCGCUCAACAGAGAAAAGGAACGGGCUCCUCGGGGUAUACGACUCCCGUCUCCCGGGCAAUGUCUCCUAUCACCUCACCAGUCAAAUCAGUGAGGAGACCAGGGGGAGUUGUGCAGACUCCAAGGCGAACAGGGGAGGGGACGCCAUCCAGGCGGAGCAGUGGAGGUGCUGACCAGAAGAUAUUUGACAUUGCAGCCCUGAACCUGACUUCGAAGGAGGAUAUAGUCCGCAUUGAGGAACCACCUCCUAAGGUGGCGUUAGAACGAGGAAAGCUACUGGAAGAAGCUAAAAGGGUUCUCGAAGGUGCGGGUAAGGAUGGAAAAAAGUCAGUCAGCCUGGUGGUUAUUGGGCACGUAGACGCGGGGAAAUCGACCCUCAUGGGGCGCCUUUUAUAUGAACUCGGUCAUGUGGAUGAAAAAACCCGAGUCGCGAAUGAACGGGGAAGCAGCAAAGUGGGGAAGAGUAGUUUUAGCUGGGCAUGGGGACUGGACGAAACGACGGAAGAGCGCGAGCGAGGAAUCACUAUGGAUAUCGCAUUGCAGUCUCUCACGACGUCUAAUAGGCAGAUUACGAUUCUGGAUGCACCAGGUCAUAAGGAUUUCAUACCAAACAUGAUCUCGGGUGCUUCGCAAGCUGAUUGUGCCCUCCUCGUCGUUGAUGCAGCUACUGGCGAAUUCGAGGCAGGCUUUGAUCGAGGUGGGCAAACUCGAGAACACAUACUACUCGUACGCAGUCUUGGUGUGUCUCAGGUUAUCGUGGCUGUGAAUAAACUGGAUCAGGUCAAAUGGGCGGAGAGUAGAUACAAAGAAAUAUGCCGCCUCCUGAAGGCCUUCCUUAGCCAAUCGGGGUUUCAGUCCCCCAAGAUAGGGUUUGUGCCAGUUGCUGCAAUGCUUGGUGUCAAUUUGGUGGAUCGAAGUUCUAUAGAGGGGUCUGGGUUGACGAAGUGGUACAAGGGUCCCACCCUGGUAGACCUGUUAGACAAAUUGGAGCCUCCUGUUCGCGAUAUUGAGUCGCCGCUGCGAAUACCGAUAUCUAACGUCUUCAAGGCUCAGGGCUCCGGCACCGGCGUUAGUGGCAGGGUAUGUGGUGGUGUUGUACAAGUAGGAGAGCGGGUACGAGUGUUACCAGGAGACGAAACCGCUGUCGUUCGAUCUAUCGAGGUUGACGAGAAUAAUGUACCAUGGGCUGCAGCUGGCUCCAAUGCUACACUAUACCUUGUAGCCAUUGACCCCAUCUACCUUGCCGUUGGAAGCAUCCUCUGUCCACCCGGGAAUCUUGUUCCACUUGCUACUGCAUUUAGUGCACGUAUCAUCGUCUUCGACAUCCAGGUGCCGAUCACCGUUGGAACUUCUAUAGAGCUGUUCCAUCAUUCGCGAGAUGUCCCAGCGACGCUCUCAAAAUUGGUCGCAACAAUCGAUCGUGCGUCAGGCUCUGUGGUAAAGAAGAACCCUCGCGUUCUAUCCAGAGGUACUUCUGCUGAGGUUGAGAUUACCCUGCGCGGAGGGACAUUGUCAGCGCCGUCAGCCACAGGCCGCCCAAUCCCAUUGGAGCCAUUUUCCGUCAAUAAAGACAUGGGAAGGAUCUUGGUUAGACGUGGUGGUGAAACAAUCGCUGCAGGUAUUAUGCUCAACGUAAUCGUGUGAGAUUCGAACCACAGUGAAAUCUAUCCAGUACAACUUGAAAGGAUGACCGAAACGUCUGCGAUACACAAUAACCAACUUGAGAGUAGAUGUAAAACUAGAUUCAGCGUGAAUAGCAU
Pisolithus orientalis is the source of this 1823-nucleotide messenger RNA. RefSeq names its product EF Tu GTP binding domain-containing protein. The transcript has 9 exons. Gene Ontology annotation, molecular function: GTP binding; GTPase activity. Bases 124 to 1707 code for a protein of 527 amino acids. NCBI's taxonomy places the organism in Eukaryota, Fungi, Basidiomycota, Agaricomycetes, Boletales, Pisolithaceae. The record is from RefSeq and is a predicted model, not a curated record. Gene Ontology annotation, biological process: translation.